GAGGAAAGGAAAAUAUACCCAUUUCCUUUUCUGUCACUACAAUUCCAUGAAUCUUCUCUGGUUCACGACUUGCCCAUAAGUUUGGGGAGAAAAAGACUUGUUCCUUUCUUUGUGGGUUUUGGGUGAUUGAUUCUAUUGAUGGUACUUACUUAGCUGCUCUGUUUACCUUGAAGCGAGUAUGGUGGCAUUCGGGAAGAAGCUGAAACAAGCUCAAGUUCAGGAAUGGCAGGGGUAUUACAUAAACUACAAGCUGCUGAAGAAGCGAGUGAAGAGAUACAGCCAAGCCCAACAAUCUGGAACCCAGGACACUCAACCUCAAUCCGUUGUUCUCAAGGACUUCUCCAGAUUGCUCGACUCCCAGAUUGAGAAAAUUGUACUCUUCAUUCUCGAACAACAAGGUGAAUUGGCAGCCAAGCUAGCCAGUCUUGGAGACCAUCAACACCACUGCCUCACACAACAACAGCAGCAGCAACUCUCUUGAUCAUCAAAUUGGCUAGACGUCUCUGAGCUCAAGGAAUCCUACAGAGCAGUCGGAGACAGUGGCGUAGCCAGGAUUUCAUUCAAGGUGGGUCCGACGUGAAAAUAAAAAUAUAUAUGAUAAAUAUAAUUAAUAUUUACAUGACCCACGAUGUGUUUUUAUAGUUUGUCGACCGAUUUUCGUUUGAGGAUGGAGAAAUUUACCCUAAAUUGUAAAUUAAAAAACUAAGAAUAAACCAUUAGAGAUGUAGUUUUAUGUAAAAAUCUAGAGUUAAUUACAUAAUAUGUAAGGUUAAUAUGUGCUAUAAAGUUCUCUACAAUAUGUUAGUAGAAAAGUAGUGAACAUGAGGGGUUUGAUUUUAACAUUAGGGGUUUCGUACAAAUACUGUUAUUUUGUGUCUUAGGGGUCGUUUUAAAGUUGCGAUUGUUUACGUGAGAUUGUUACUUGUAUUGUGAGAUUGGAUUUCGUAUAAAUACAUAUAUUUAACAAUCGCAACUUCCAAACAAGCAACUUCCAAGCUAGCUCCGCCACUGGUCGGAGAGGAGCUCUUGAGGCUCCUCUGUUUCGUUGAGAUGAACGCUAUUGGUUUGCGCAAGAUCCUCAAGAAAUUCGACAAACGAUUCGGGUCCAGCUUCACUGAUUACUACGUCAAGACUCGCUCCAACCAUCCUUAUUCCCAGCUUCAAUCAGUUUUCAAACAAGCGAAAGAACUCAACAUUAUCUUCAAGACCACGAAGAGAGCUACACAUCGAUAUACGAUCAGCCAGCGCUGUCACAUCCGGUUUUUCUCUCUUAGUUUCGCCCAUCUAUUCUUUGAGUCUUGUUGUUCGAUUUACCUGUCUGUCAUAUAGUUUGUUUCCUAACAACUUACCGGUUUCGGGGUCUACUGUUUGUUUUUGGCUAGGACCCAGUUAUUGAUUUCAUCAAAGCAGCUGUGAGCAGGUUAUCAAACUCCACAAGCUUUCUGGAGUUCUUAGGGAAGCAUGCAUUCAUUGUACAGGACCAGGACGACCUGGGAGCGGCUCCAAGUGAUGUAAAUGGAGACCUAUUUGUUGAGGAAAGAUAUCACUUCAUGUCGCUUCUACUCAACUUGGUCAACACAUUUCUGUACAUGGUCAACACAUACAUCAUUGUCCCAACGGCGGAUGGAUACUCCCUCACCUUGGGAGCUGCAGCAACUGUUUGUGGUGUGAUCAUUGGUUCAAUGGCGAUCGCACAGAUAUUCUCGUCAGUCUACUUCAGUGCAUGGUCGAAUCGAUCAUAUUUCAGACCGCUUUUAUUCAGUAGCAUUGUGCUUCUUGUUGGGAACACCUUGUAUGCACUGGCUUAUGAUCUCAAUUCCUUAUCUGUCCUUCUGCUUGGUCGACUGUUUUGCGGGUUAGGUUCAGCAAGAGCGGUUAACAGGCGCUACAUCAGCGAUUGUGUGCCUCUCAAGUUCAGGAUGCAAGCUUCAGCAGGUUUUGUGAGUGCCAGUGCUCUUGGAAUGGCUUGUGGCCCAGCUAUGGCUUGUUUAUUUCAGACUAAUUUCAAAUUCUGUAAUCUUCUAACUUUCAACGAAGCAACUUUGCCUGGCUGGGUCAUGGCCUUUUUAUGGCUUCUCUACCUGUCAUGGCUCUGGUUUUCAUUUAGAGAGCCUCCUCCGUACACCAAAUUGCUUGUGGUUCCGAAAUUAAAUGCUGUGAGUACGAUGAUAGGACCAUUGGUGAAUGAUGCUAUAGAGCAUGGUUCGACGAAGCCAUUACUGUUGGCAUCAGAAGCCAAUUACGAGGAUGAAGAAGGAGAUCGUGAAGAGGUGGAGGAUGAUGGUGAAGAAGAUUCAGAAGGGAGUAGGAGUGUUGAACCUGUCACCUCAAUUGCAUCAGCAUAUCAAUUGCUUACCCCAUCUGUGAAGGUCCAACUGUUUAUUUACUUCAUGCUGAAAUAUGCAAUGGAGAUUUUGCUAGCAGAAUCAAGCCUGGUCACUGGAUACUACUUCAUUUGGUCCACUCGAAACGUCGCUAUAUUCCUAGCUUGUCUUGGACUAACAGUCAUACCUGUAAAUGUUGUUGUUGGGAACUACAUAAGCAACAUCUUUGAAGAGAGGCAAGUCCUACUGGCAUCUGAGAUCAUGGUCUGCAUAGGCAUACUCUUGAGCUUCAACAUCCUCGUCCCUUACUCCGCUUCUCAGUACGUUGGUUCAGCACUCAUCACAUUUGUAUUUGCAGAAGUCCUAGAAGGUGUUAACUUGUCGCUCUUGUCAAGGGUAAUGUCGUCGAGGCUUUCAAAAGGGACCUUCAACAGUGGAUUGCUUUCGACGGAAGCAGGAACCAUUGCCCGUGUGAUUGCAGAUGGAACCAUAACAUUGUCUGGUUACCUAGGGGAGCAGAUGCUACUCAACAUUACCCUUGUUCCUUCGUUGUGCAUUUGUGUUUCUGCCAUUGUUGCCACCUGCUUCACUUACAAUUCUCUCUACUAACUUCCUUAUAGGCUGUAGCUUUGCUCCCUCUGUAACGGUGAUGUGGUUUCUAGUAUGAGUUGAAUAAGGAAAGGC
Molecule: messenger RNA, 3008 nt
Organism: Linum tenue
Lineage: Eukaryota; Viridiplantae; Streptophyta; Magnoliopsida; Malpighiales; Linaceae
Source: the annotation of a GenBank genome assembly